AUGAUCUUGUCAACGUGUAUUUCAACAUAACCUUAUUUUGUUUAGACUUUCAGUGGUUAAUUAUUGUUAUUGCCGGUUAAAAUACAGUAAAUAUUCAUUAGUUGUACGUUCUCACGAACAUUAAAACUAUCCAGGAAUUAUUCAUGAGUGCCAGUGUUUCAUUUAGCUACAGCUAUGUCUGAAAAAAAGGGCGCAGGAGAUCAGAAAGAGAAAAAACGAAAAGAAUCGAUUCUAGACCUAUCAAAGUAUUUGGAGAAGAGUAUCCGAGUGAAAUUUGCCGGAGGUCGAGAAGCAUCAGGUAUACUGAAAGGUUACGAUCCACUUUUGAAUUUAGUUUUGGACAAUACCACAGAGUAUUUAAGAGACCCAGAUGACCCGUACAAAUUAACCGAAGACACAAGACCAUUAGGACUAGUUGUAUGCAGGGGAACAUCAGUUGUUUUAAUAUGCCCAGUUGAUGGAAUGGAAGCUAUUCAAAAUCCCUUCAUAUCUCAAGAAUAAUUACAAUAGCAUUACAGUUAUAAUUUCCUUUGUAAUUUAAGAUUAAUUUGUAACAUAAAAUAAAUGGUAAUUCUGAAAAAAAAAA
This is a messenger RNA of Agrilus planipennis (emerald ash borer), 586 nucleotides long. It is a transcript of the gene LSm7, whose product is annotated as U6 snRNA-associated Sm-like protein LSm7. Gene Ontology annotation, biological process: mRNA splicing, via spliceosome; nuclear-transcribed mRNA catabolic process. Gene Ontology annotation, cellular component: U2-type prespliceosome; catalytic step 2 spliceosome; U6 snRNP. Bases 175 to 501 code for a protein of 108 amino acids. NCBI's taxonomy places the organism in Eukaryota, Metazoa, Arthropoda, Insecta, Coleoptera, Buprestidae. The record is from RefSeq and is a predicted model, not a curated record. The transcript has 2 exons. Gene Ontology annotation, molecular function: RNA binding.